AUGAAACGGAAUGCCAAUAACGUAGUCGUAGGUUUCGUCUCGGGACUCAACAUCUCCCUUUGUGAAGAAGGAUCAGCGCUUGGAUCGGUAGGUGGAGAGUUGACUGUAGUCCGGUAGCUUCUUGGCAUCUUGGCUUGGGUUCUACUCGACGGGCUAGGGGAUUGCGGUCUUCAAGCACGCCACGAAAAACGUAAGGCAAAAUUGGAAAUAGAGAUUUCGAGCUGCGCCCAAUAUUUUUGAUUCUUUUGAAAGAAUGAAUAUUGUGUUAGAUGGUAUUGUAACUCUGCGAUUUGGAAUAAUUUAGGGAUGAAUAGUAUGUCAAAAAUUACGUUGUUCUCAGUUUCAAGUGUUGACGUUGUAAAAAAGAAAUCUGGAAAUUUGACAGUUGAAAAGGGCACUUGUCGGUUCAUUAUUGCAUCAUGUUGCAGGAACUGAAGGAGAUACGCAAGAAAGGACUGGAGAAGGCGUGAGCAAAGUUGGAUCAGUGGAAGCAGACGACGUUUAG
Molecule: messenger RNA, 505 nt
Organism: Bursaphelenchus xylophilus (pine wood nematode)
Lineage: Eukaryota; Metazoa; Nematoda; Chromadorea; Rhabditida; Aphelenchoididae
Source: the annotation of a GenBank genome assembly